AAUGUAGCAUGAGCCUGGCCAUGUGCUGCUGUAGCACAGCAGCCUUCGGGGUUUGCCCGUUGCCUUUGAGAAGGGCACAUGCAAAACCCCCCCAGCCAAAGAGGCCUGGCGGUGGCCGACAGCCUUCCUUUGGCCGUGUGCUCUGUGGGGUAUCUGUGCCAACCACCUUUCUGACGGGCAAUCCUUUCUUGUCCCAGCUCUCUCUUGACGCGCGCUCUGCCGUUCAACGUGCCGCUGCACCGGCGCGGUCUGCAGCAGCCAGCACUCCCCCACAUGCCAGCACUUCGUCCAGCAGCCCAGCCCAGCAGCUGGAGAUGAGAGAGGAGCAGAGCCUGAGGAGACUGAGGAGCAUUGUGAGUCUGGGCGAGCCGAGGAGGAAAUACUCGGCGUUUGAAGAACUCGGACGAGGGGGUUUUGGAGCUGUUUAUAAAGCCCUCGACGCCAGCACAGGACAACAGGUGGCCAUCAAGAAAAUGGCGCUUCAAGAGGAGAUGUCCGAGGAGCUGGCUGUCAAUGAAAUCGUGGUCAUGAGGGACAGUAGGAACCCCAAUAUUGUUACCUACUUAGACAGCUACCUGGUCGACGGGGAGCUCUGGCUGGCGAUGGAGUUCAUGGACGGCGGCACGUUGUAUGAUGUACUCGGGGCAGUGUACCUCGAGGAAGGACAGAUAGGCGCUGUCUGUCGGGAGUGCCUGCAAGGACUGCAUUUCCUUCAUUCCCGCCGAGUCAUCCACAGAGACGUCAAAAGCUGCAACAUUCUUGUGAGCAUGGACGGAUCUGUGAAAUUGGCUGACUUUGGCCUCUGUGCUCAGCUCACCCCUGAGCGCGACAAGUGCAGCUCCAGCGUCGGCACUCCCAGCUGGAUGGCGCCGGAAGUCGUGAGAGGAGAAGCCUACGGCCCCAAAGUGGACAUCUGGUCACUGGGGAUCGUGGGGCUGGAAAUGGUGGAAGGGGAAGCUCCUUACCAGAGGGAACCCCGUCUCAGGGUUUUAGAACUGAUAGAAAGGAACGGGGCCCCAAAACUGCAAAACCCCAGGCAGCACUCGGCUCUCCUGCGCGACUUUCUCCGCUGCUGCCUGCAGACAGAUGAGGACAGGCGCUGGUCUGCCCAGGAACUCCUGAAGCAUCCUUUUGUGACCUCAGGCGAUCCUGCCUCCAGCCUGGCUGCUCUGAUCAUCUCAGCCAAGCAAGUGCAGGAAGACUGGAGAGGAGACGCUUGCGCCUGAGGAGGCCUUGCUGCCCCGCCAGCUCAGAGGAGCGACGAGGGGAUGUACCGUGUUUAGGAGAAGAUUCGGCGGCCAUCCCCUGAGUUUUAGAAUGAGCUGUUCCGUAGUUAGGAAGUUUAUAGUUUUGAGAUUUUCUUAGCUUAGCUGGUUUCAGUUAGGACUCUAGACCCCAGAAAGCUUCAUUAAUGGAGCAUUGUUUAGCUAAGAGUAGAGUAUUGCUGAUGUAGGGGAGCUGAGAAUUAUCCUUGAGGUAGAAAUGGACGAAUCGCCAUACUGAUGAUUAAGCUAUGAAAGAAAAAGCUGGGACUCAGCAGAACUGGACCAGGCAUGAGCUGUCAGCCUGAACAGGUCACCAGGAGGACAGAAUGAUGAAGAUGAAGACGAAGACGAAGAUGAAGAUGAAGAUGAAGAAGUAGCUGGAAGACCCUUGGUUUCAGCCCUUGGUUUCAGCAGGACUGGCAAUAAAAAACUGUAAAACCUC
Molecule: messenger RNA, 1707 nt
Organism: Corvus hawaiiensis (hawaiian crow)
Lineage: Eukaryota; Metazoa; Chordata; Aves; Passeriformes; Corvidae
Product: serine/threonine-protein kinase PAK 3-like
Exons: 9
Coding region: 9-1226 (405 amino acids)
Biological process (GO): regulation of MAPK cascade; regulation of axonogenesis; intracellular signal transduction
Cellular component (GO): cytoplasm
Molecular function (GO): protein serine/threonine kinase activity; ATP binding
Source: RefSeq, a predicted model, not a curated record